This is a messenger RNA of Geodia barretti, 7392 nucleotides long. The record is from the annotation of a GenBank genome assembly. NCBI's taxonomy places the organism in Eukaryota, Metazoa, Porifera, Demospongiae, Tetractinellida, Geodiidae.
AUACACACGCACGCGGAGCAGUCAGAACUGGUGUGAGGCAGUCCAGAGUGCCCUGCACAGCCUGCAGUCUGCAGAUCCGUUUUUGAGCUGUCUCCAUUCUUCAAAUAGAGGUCUAAGCUCGCCCACAAGUACUCUCGGCGUCACGGAUACAACAUGCUAAGUGGGGGACUAGGCGGUGGAUUGUUUGGACAAACGCAGACCCCCGGAACAGGGGGCCUGGGGGGGAUUCUGGGAGGAGGGGGACUCGGUACGGGGGGCACUGGAACCUCGGGGGGGCUCUUUGGAGCCAAGCCAGGCGGAGGACUCUUCGGGAGCAACCCUGCUGGAGGGGGUCUGGGGGGUGGGGGUCUUUUCGGACAGACCCCUGUCUCGUCUGCAGGGGGAGGCCUCUUUGGGCAGGGAGGUGGGAUCCUGGGGGGCACUGGGCAAGCAGGAGGGGGCCUAUUUCAGACCCCUCAGUCAAAUCUUGGAGCUAGACCAGGUGGGUUUGGAGGUGGGGGGUUGUUUGGGCAGACCCCUGGGCUGGGAGCAGGAGUGAGUGUCACGGGGGCCGGCGGGGGGCUUUUCAAUCAGUCGACCCCCUCUCAGUUACAGACCUCUGCCGGGGGGCUGGGUGGAGGUGGCGGACUAUUUGGCGGAGGAGGUAUUGGAGGAUUGGGAGGAGGUCUGGGACUUGCAGGAGCAACUUCUGGUACCACCGUCAAGUUUGAGCCAGCCAAAGGCACUGACACAGUGAUAAAGAACGGACUCACUCAGAACGUCAACACUCUCCUCCAGUGUAUCACCGCCAUGAAACCGUACGAAGGCAAGAGUAUGGAGGAGCUAAGAAUGGAGGACUACUCGGCAGGAAGAAAGGGACCCAGUGGACUGGGGGGACUAGGAGGAGGAGGAGGAGGAGGAGGGGGGUUGUUUGGACGUCAGCAGGUGCCGCAACCGACUGCGUCUGGUGGGCUGUUCGGAGCCAAGCCACUCGGGGGAGGCCUAGUAGGUACGACAGGCACGGGACUGUUCAACCAACAGCCCCCUCAGACUGGACUGGGGGCCAUGGGGGGCGGGGGGUUCUUCGGGGGGCAGACGAAACUCGGAGGUGGCGGGGGGGUGUUUGGGGGUCAGAGUGCGGCGCCUUCCCUGGGGGGAGGAUUAUUUGGAAGUCAGGCGGUGUCAAGUGGGAGUUUGUUUGGCGGUGGGACUGGAGGAGGUCUGUUCUCUCAAUCUAACAUUGGAACUGGUCUUGGUGGAGCGCAGCUGGGAGCAGGAGGGGGAUUGUUCAACAAACCAACUGGACUUGUGACCGGCGGUCUCAGUACUGGUGGACUGGGAACCAACACUGGUCUUGGAGGAGGGUGGGGAGGACUGCAGACCUCAACAGCAGGGCUUGGCGGUGGUCUAGGUCUUCUCAACAACCAGACGAAGCCGGGCGGUCUCGGCGGAGGGCUAGGCGGAGCCCUGGGCGGGGGCCUCGGUGGACUGGGUGGAGGAGGGUUCGGCACCGCCGGUCUGGGCGGGCUCGGGGGUCAGAACAGGCCGACACUCGGAGUGACUGGACUGGGAGGUAUGGGUCUCGGGACUGGGACUCUCGGCCUUGGAGGAGGUUUUGGUGGCGGUCAGCUCGGGCAGUUUGGCCAAACACAAGCGCAGACGCAGCUGCAGGCGCUGACAGCUCAGCAGCAGGAGAUUCAACUGAAACAGCAGUUGGAGCUGAUGGCCGCCUCUCCGUUUGGCGACUCGCCUCUCUUUCGCAGCGCCAUCUCUGACGCAGCUAAGAAGUCCAGUGCCGGCUCAUCACCAGCAGUGUCAAAGGCUUCGUCCAAAGUGACUCCACACUACAGACCCAGCCUGCGCCCGGCGACCAAGAUCCACACUUACUCCCACAGUCCGUCUCCCUCUCGCCUCAAGGGAAAGGCACGCCUGUUUCACGGUCUGGAUGAUUCUCGAACCGCCGGAGGAGGAGGAGGGGGUGCCCAAAGAGACGUUUGUUCCUCGAAAGAGCAUCAAAACUCUCAUCAUCCAGCCGAAACGUAGUCCACCCCCUCUCCCUGACUCCACAUCACCCCCUCACACCGAUCUCACUCCUCACACUCCCAUUGCCAUGGAAACUCCUCCUAUGAGCCACACCCACUCCCCGCCCCCUCGUUCGUCCAUCCUACCCUCCUCCUCCUCCUCACCUCCCGCGUUCUCAGUCUCCAAGACAGGGAGAGAUGAGAGCAUUGAGAGUCCUCAGUUGAGACUGGGAACCACCUCCAACCUCAUCGAGAAACCUAUUCCUAUCAGACCCACUGUCUCUCCCGGCCGAGGGAGAGAGGGAACACCAGACGUGACCACACCCCCUCGACCGACACAUACCAGUGACUCCACCCACACUCACUCCACGGAGACCACGCCCACAUCUGGGUUGACUCGGCAACCGCUUCACUCGAGGGACGUCAGCAGUACUGACGGCAACGACCUGGGGUUGGUUCUGACACGAAAUGGUUACUACACUCAGCCGGUUCUCUCUGAGCUGGAGACCACCAAGACGGUGGAGGGGAGGUGCGAGGUGGAGAAUUUCACCGUCGGCCGGAGAGGUUACGGGAAGGUCUGUUUCUUGGGAGUCACUGACGUGGUUGACCUGGACCUGGACUGCUUAGUUGUGAUAGGAGUGAAGGAGGUGAGUGUGUACCCUGACGACAGCUGCAAGCCUGAGGUGGGGCGCGGUCUCAACAAGCCGGCCAGAGUCACCCUCGAGCAAGCCUGGCCCAUCUGCAAGACCACUCGCCAACCAAUAACAGACCCGGAGCGCCUGGACAAGAUGGGCUACGAGGAGAAGCUGCGGCGAUCCACGGCAAAGAUUGGCGGGACUUUCAUUGAAUAUGACCGCCAGACUGGAACCUGUGUCUUUGAGGUGGAGCAUUUCUCCAAGUACAAACUGCAGACCGAUGAUUCAGAUGAGGAGGAAGGAGGGGAGGGAGAGGGGAGAGAGGGGCUACCCAAGAGAGUAAAGAUGGCUAAAGAAGGUCACCAGGCACGACAGACGAGUUCUAAAACCGGUCAAUCAAGUUUCAAAACCAGUCAGACUCGCCAGUUGGAUGAGGACGAAGCUAUGUCAGACGAGGAACAGUUCAGGGAUGCCGAAGAUGGCGUUGCACCAAUGGAACCACGCCCACCUGCCCCUCCCCCUUCUCACAGCAUGACAGCAGCUAUGGGGUUAAAUACUCACCACAUUCAGGUGAUGAAGGCCUCGUUUUUUGGAGCCAAUAAAAGAGGCAACCCAGGGGGUGUGGUCAGGGGUGGUUACCAUUGGCAACCAACUCAAGAUCAAAUUGGAGGACACGGCAACUGGUUGCUAUCAGGACGACAUCGUCAGUCCGAUACUAUUGCGACCGGAAUGGAACGAACACUCGGGGGAAUUGAAUUCCGUGACACUCCGUCUCCGAUCCCGUACCUACCCUCAGACACUCCCUCCCAUCAUUUCCGUGGCAACAAGGCUCAACCAACUCGUGCCACGCCCAUCCCUACCCCUUCUCAGAGUCUCCUGGACUUUGCCGGCGAAGAUUCACUCCAUCACUCCACAGUCCAGAACCUCUCUCGUUCCUCUUUCUUACAUUCCACCACUGCCGGCAGAUCCGCCCGUAGACCACGCCCACCUGCCCCACCUACCUAUGGGUUAAUCAAGGGUCAAGUAACACCUCGAGGUGACCUCAAUUCUCUCGUUCCAAUGUCUGAUAGUUUGGUCUGUGGACGGACUCGUCUGGCAGCUGACGCUGGACUGUUUCUGGGGCGCUCGUUUCGCGUGGGGUGGGGCCCGAACUGGACCCUGUCUCAUUCCGGUUCCAGCAUCUCUGGAACCAGACAUGGGAAUGGGACUCACUCCCUCCAAGUGGUGGUAGAAAAAGUGUCCCCCACUCCAUUCAUGAUCAACGCUCCACCUCAAAGGAUAUCCCCAUUUUUCGAGCCAUACCUGGCCUCACAGUUGGAGCACAGCGACGUGAAGUUUGAUUCCGAUUCUUCCAUUCCCCGGUUCCACCCCAAGGAGGGGGCGUGUCUCCUCCAUGGUUUCGAUGCCCUCUCUCGGCACCUGCCUCCAAGUCGGGACGGCGACGGACUGGCCCAGAGGCAGAUGCAGCUGUUGUGGGGGCUGGCCAUGGCUCUGUGGGGGGAACUGGAGGGAGCCAGUGAGAACCCAGCUCUGGCAGACCAGACGUCUUACGUGCACCGCCUCGCGCGACGUAAGGCGGUGACUCGCUGGCUCAUGCAGGCAGCUGCUUCCACCGUGGAGAAAGAAGUUUCAGCCUCCGGGGACACAGACUCGGAGUACCUCGGAGCCCUCCUGAGUCUGGUGUCUGGACGGCAGAUUGCGGGGGCGUGUCACCUGGCCCACAGACACGGUGACCACAAGUUGGCUCUGUUGCUAGGCCAGAUCACUGGUGGCAAACCAAACUUCAGACGACUCGCCUACGAACAGCUGGACCUGUGGAGAAGACUAGGGGUACAGGAGCACAUCUCCUGCCCCAGACUCUGUCUCUAUGCUCUCCUGGCAGGUCUCAUGGUGUGGGACAGAGACGAAGAGGGGGAGGGAGGGGAGGGAGUGAAUGUCUGCCGUGGCCUCGACUGGAAGAGGGUGUUUGGCCUCCAUCUCUGGUACAGCUGCUCUCCCACUGCCAGAGUCGCUGAGGCUGUCGCUCAGUUCACCAGAGCCUUCUCUGAUGAGGGUUGCUACACUCUCCCUCCUGUACCGGCAUACAUGGAAAUGAAGGGGGCGGGGUUUGUCCCACCCACUUUUGGUAACUACGACGACUUGACGCUGGACUCGUGUUUCCACCUCCUCCGGUUGUACUGUGCCAGAGACCACAGUCUGGAACGGAGUCUGGACCCAGCCACCUCCGUUCCAUUCCACCUCGACUACAGAAUCAGCUGGCACCUGUGGAGUGUUCUCCAUUCUCUCUACUACACCCACCUCCACGCGUCGUCUCUCUCCCUCCUCCACCUCAGCUUCUCGUCGCAGCUGGAGUCAGUGGGUCUGUGGCACUGGGCCGUGUUCGUCCUCCUCCAUCUCCCUCUCCCUGCUGCCAGGGAGGAGUCUGUCAGAGCCGUCAUGAUGAGAGGGUGUUCUGCCAGUGAAGAGAUGACUGAUGAAGAGGAGUUUCUGGUGGAAAGUUUGCAGAUCCCUGAAACAUGGGUCUACAGUGCAAAGGCUGCGAGGGCAGGCUAUGACGGUAACCAUCGGCAACAGGCUCUGCAUCUCCUGCAGGCUGAAGAGUGGAACCACGCCCACUCUGUUAUCAUCGACCAUCUCGCUGCUGAUGACAUCAUCAGUGGUGACACAAGUUCUCUUCAAAACAUGCUGGCAACUCUCUCUGAUCCAAGUCACUCCUCCAACAUACCAAACUGGGACCACACUGGCUCGGGUUACCUCGACUUCCUCCGCAUUUCAUCUCGACUUGAGAAGAUGGCCCAGGAGUCAGAGGAGGUGGACAGUUAUGAGCUGGAGGACCUGUAUGCUGGGCUGACUCAGCUGGCUCAGAGAGUUCGCCACCUCCCUGCUCGCAGCCCCAGAGAAACACUUUGUCAGGUGGAGAUUGCCAGACGUACUGCGGCCUACACAAAGGUGGUCUGCGAACUGAGAAUGAAUCUGAUUGGUGGAGACGACAUGACAGACCCGCCCAACCCCUCCCGGGAGAUCGGCCACACCCUCCUUCCCCUCCCACUUCCGUCAGACGCGGUACUGGCUGAAUUUCGCCAGUUGAUCCAACCGCACAUUACUGAGCUACUUGUCUAGCCCUUCCCUCUGAAAUUGACUGUGAAUAAACUCGUUCUGCAUUGCAAUAAUAUUGACCAAAGAGCAUUAUUUAAUGUAUGACUGUGCAAAAAGUAACAUUUUUAUUUGGCUGUGAAACGUAACUACUAACCAAUUACGUUAUGGCUUAUGUAUAAUAUUAUACAGGAAACUUGAACCACUUUGUCGGUAAAUAUGAAACAAUAUGUGGUGCUAUAAUUAUUCAGUUUCAGUGUCGAUGGUGACGAGGAGCGACAACAGCUGAGGAUACUCCCGAGGCUCCGUGGCCGUGUUCUCGUGGUGACCUGCGUCGACGAUCGCGCGAACUGCUCCCACUUUCCGAGAUGUUCCUCAGCACCAGCUCCCGCUGUACCUCCUUCCUCCUCCGCUCCAACUGGUGGACGUUGCGAAUGAGCUUGUCGCGGAGUACGCCCUCUUCUGCGACUCUCUCUCUCCGCCUUUGCUCGGCCUCCUCUCUCUGCUCUCUCUCCUGUCUUGCCCUCUUCUCUGCCUCCUCCUGUUGGUACCUAGUGCCAGGAGGGGUCAAUGAGACUUUGGUACUCUGUGGCAGACGGUGGCUCAGUUUGGUACGGUUUCGGCAAGAACUCACUUUUCUUCAGCAGCUCCUGCGAGUAUGGUCCUCAGAAGUCUCUGGGCUUCACCUCUUCGCUGGACGGCGACAUUCUUUAACUCUGUCACCACUGCCACCCUUUGCUUCCUCUUUUUCCUCCGUCUCUCCUCUCUCUCUGCACGCCGCUUUGCUGCCUCUUCUUCUCCUCCUCCAAGCGUCGUUUCUCCUCCAUCUCCUCCCUUCUCCUCUCUUCCGCCCUCCGUCUCUUCCGAACGUUCCUCUCGCUCAGGAACGCCGUCUUGUCGAAAUCCACAGCUAUCCUCACCACGGCCUCCUUACCUCCCUCCUCCAGUCGCAGAAGUGACAUCCCCUUCAAAGCACCCAUAGCAUUAUUAAAACCAGCAUACUUUUCAUACUGGAUAUACGCCUCGAAAUAAAACUGUCGGGAACCGGGCCCAAAUGAAGAGAAUUUCUCCUCCUUUCGUCCGAGAGCCGCCGCGGCCGUGGGGUCGUAAAUCCCGACCUGCGACACGGUGCCGAACUUCUGGAAGGCCUGGACGAGGACCUUGUGACACGGACGCCCACUGGAGGUUCUGCUGGUGAACCAUUUGACAGGGAGACCGCUUAUUUUGAGCGUGUCCGCCCGCUCACCUGGCCGGCCGUCGUCGAAGGAAGAGACGCCUCUGGACUGGAAGUGCUCCUCCCACUCGGCCUUGGUCGGCUGCGGCGAGGCGACCUGCUUCGCCUUCAGCUUCAGGAGCUCGGAGAACCCGCUCAGCUUCAUGCUCUUGCCGUGGAGGAGAAGGACGAUCUUGCGGACGUUGCGCACGGAGUCCAGCUCCCCCUCGAACUGGAUCAGCUCCCGCGAGUAGUUCGAGACGCGGAGGCUGAUGAACUCGACUGGCAUGGAGAGGGCCUUGAUUUUCUCCAUCACUUCCCAGUUGGAGAUGGAUUUUCCCGAGUCCUUGAUCUCCGGGAGCUUUACUUCUAUCCACACGCGAGCCUCUGGCUUCAGAAACAGCCCGGCAGGCAGGUAGAACGCCAGGGGAACGUCGUCGGCCAUUGUUAG